CAUCUUGCUAACCUAAUUCAGAAAACAAGUGCUACAGCUUUGUGCCUGUCGUCUUCGCUCAGUGUAGCGUUUUCAGAGACGGUAAAGAACAGGUCCAAGAAAAGCUCAAAGAAAGCAAAUAACAGCAGCGGCACUAGCAGUAGCAGCAGCAAGUUGCCCCCAGUUUGUUAUGAAAUAAUUACCUUGAAGACUAAAAAGAAGAAGAAGAUGGCUGCUGAUAUAUUUCCCCGGAAAAAACCAGCUAACUCCAGCAGCACCACUGUCCAGCAGUACCACCAGCAGAAUCUCAGCAACAACAACCUGAUCCCGGCCCCCAACUGGCAGGGUCUGUAUCCCACCAUUAGAGAAAGAAAUGCGGUGAUGUUCAAUAAUGAUUUGAUGGCAGAUGUACAUUUUGUGGUUGGGCCACCAGGUGGGACUCAGCGGUUGCCAGGACACAAAUAUGUCUUAGCUGUUGGGAGCUCUGUGUUCCAUGCGAUGUUUUACGGAGAACUUGCCGAGGACAAAGAUGAAAUCCGUAUACCAGAUGUCGAACCUGCUGCUUUUCUCGCCAUGCUGAAAUAUAUCUAUUGUGAUGAAAUUGACUUGGCUGCUGACACAGUGUUGGCUACACUGUAUGCUGCCAAAAAAUACAUUGUCCCUCACCUUGCCAGAGCCUGUGUUAAUUUCCUGGAGACAAGCCUGAGCGCCAAGAAUGCCUGUGUGCUCCUCUCCCAGAGCUGUCUGUUCGAGGAGCCUGAUCUGACCCAGCGUUGCUGGGAGGUAAUCGAUGCCCAGGCUGAGUUAGCUCUCAAGUCUGAGGGAUUCUGUGAUAUCGACUUCCAGACACUAGAAAGUAUCCUCCGCAGGGAAACUCUGAAUGCCAAAGAAAUCGUGGUUUUUGAGGCAGCUCUCAACUGGGCUGAAGUAGAAUGCCAGCGACAAGAUCUAGCCUUGAGCAUUGAAAAUAAACGUAAGGUCCUAGGAAAGGCACUGUACUUGAUCCGCAUACCCACAAUGGCCCUUGAUGACUUUGCAAAUGGUGCUGCCCAGUCCGGAGUAUUAACUCUCAAUGAGACCAAUGACAUCUUCCUCUGGUACACUGCGGCCAAAAAGCCAGAGUUGCAGUUUGUGAGUAAAGCCCGCAAGGGCCUUGUCCCCCAGCGCUGUCACCGUUUCCAGUCUUGUGCCUAUAGGAGCAACCAGUGGCGCUAUCGGGGUCGCUGUGACAGCAUCCAGUUUGCUGUUGAUAAAAGAGUGUUUAUUGCAGGCUUUGGGCUGUAUGGCUCCAGCUGUGGUUCUGCAGAAUACAGUGCCAAGAUUGAACUCAAGCGGCAGGGUGUUGUCCUGGGGCAGAACUUGAGCAAGUACUUCUCAGAUGGAUCCAGCAAUACCUUCCCUGUGUGGUUUGAGUAUCCUGUGCAGAUCGAGCCGGACACCUUCUACACAGCCAGUGUGAUACUGGAUGGCAAUGAACUCAGCUACUUUGGACAAGAAGGCAUGACGGAAGUUCAGUGUGGCAAAGUGACUGUCCAGUUUCAAUGCUCCUCAGAUAGCACAAAUGGCACUGGGGUACAGGGAGGGCAGAUCCCUGAACUUAUAUUCUAUGCUUAAAGCUUCACUUCCCCAAGCAGUGUGAGCUCGGGUGCACAUCUGGCCCCUCCUUGCUUGAUGCUUAGCUCAUCUGCAGAUAUGUGAUCAGUGCAGGUAAUUUGUUAUGAAUGAAGCGGUAGGCAGUUUCUAAUUUCUUUUACCCUUUUUAAUUAUGUACAGGCUAAAAUGCAGCAUUCCGCUUUUAACUAUAUGCUUAAAAGAGCCAAGUUCUUACUAAGGCUUUGUGGUUUUCAGAGUUGCGUCUAUACACCUGGAGAGAUUAUGCUCUCUCAGAUGCCCCACCGACCUCCCAGUUUCAUGUCUCUAAAGAAAAUUUUGGAUCACCUCAAAUUUCCUUUUGGAUUUUAUUUGAUGAAUGGAAAUAGUCUAAAAUAAUAACAAUCAAGAGUUAUUUUUAAACAAAGCCCAUCCCCCCAAAAAACCAGAUAAACCUCAGUGUACAAUUUUGAGAGAAAUUUUACUUUAUAAUAAGUAAUAAUUUAGAAUGUAGAAAGUAGUCAUGUUUGGCUCUUACAUUUUUUUCUUUUAAAGUUGUUGCUUCUCACUUUGCUUUUUUAAUCUUAAACCAAUAAGAUUAUUACACAUUAACUCAAAAUGGCAGUGUAAAAUAAGAAACUAAGGAAUUGAGUGGUGUUUUAUAGGCAAAGGAGACUUAUAUUAAGAAGACAAGGUAACACAAUAUGAACACUUCUUUUGGAAGUAAUGAAAUUAUAAAAGUUUAUUGUCAAUAGAAAAAAAUUGCAGGCCUGCUAAUUUACAGUAAAGGUUUUAAAAGAGAACCUAAAAAAUCCCAUACUACAAAUACUUUAAUUGAUAAUGUGUUUGAAAAAGGCACUCUUUUCUUGCCACAUAGCUUUGGGUCCCUAUCAUUUGCUUGUUUUUAUAAAUCGUACUGUAUAGAAUUCCUGAUCCCUUUUCCCCCAUUUAAAAGAGGACCAAACAUUUCUUUAGAGGAAUGGAGUAACAACUGGUUUUGUAGCACUACAUUGUUAAUGUCAUAAAAUACUUUUAUUUGUUUUUUUUUUUUUUUUUAUUUGAAAUAUACUUUAUCUAAUCUUUGACCAUAUGCUAUUUUAUUUGUUGAUUAUAGUUCUGUUCUCAUUCUGGACUGCUAGAAUCUGGCCUCUGGCCACCUUAAAGUGCCAAUAUAUGCCUGCAGGGUUUUCAGAAAUUGGUUGGAGUAACAGAGUUUGUUGUCCCUGAAUUCACUGCAUCAGCAGCACAUCUGGCUCUCUUAUUUGUCCAUGGCUAAUAUAAGCAAAGGAGGAAAAGCUCAUUAAAAAAUUCUCCUUCAGUGAUGGCUUUUGUUGGUUUGGUGCCUGUGACCCUGGCAGUGCCCAGUGUGAUCACUGCCAGUUGAAGAAUCCAUGUGUUUUUGGGCAGCUUUUCUGCUCAGUGUGAUCCUGAGAUGGCUUCUCCGCCACCUAGAGUGUGGUCCCUUGGCCGCCUCCUUCUCCUGCUCUGCAAGCCUGAAACUGGCUUGUCUGGGGCCAGGAGUUAGUCCUGGGGUGUGUGUGUGC
This is a messenger RNA of Marmota flaviventris (yellow-bellied marmot), 3113 nucleotides long. The record is from RefSeq and is a predicted model, not a curated record. NCBI's taxonomy places the organism in Eukaryota, Metazoa, Chordata, Mammalia, Rodentia, Sciuridae.